Molecule: messenger RNA, 7561 nt
Organism: Dunckerocampus dactyliophorus (ringed pipefish)
Lineage: Eukaryota; Metazoa; Chordata; Actinopteri; Syngnathiformes; Syngnathidae
Gene: castor1
Product: cytosolic arginine sensor for mTORC1 subunit 1
Exons: 10
Coding region: 250-1257 (335 amino acids)
Biological process (GO): cellular response to L-arginine; negative regulation of TORC1 signaling
Cellular component (GO): cytosol
Molecular function (GO): arginine binding
Source: RefSeq, a predicted model, not a curated record
AAAGACUAGAUUAGCAGGUGACUGUUACUUUAAGAGGCAGAGGGCGCGGUUGAAGGAGGACACGCCCUUGUGAUUUGAAUAUACAGUAGUUGCACACAAGAGCUGGUCUUGGAUUACGUCGGAUGUUUUUCGUGUUUAGCUAGCAGUGAGCUAACUUUUCAUCAUCUUCAUUUCCACUUUGUUUUUAAACAUUUACACCCCCCCAAUUCCCACCCCUUUCCGUCGCAUGCUCGCCCGCGGGACCAGAACAUGGAUCUGCACAUUCUGGACCACCGGCUGCGGGUCACCAGCAUAUCCAAGAGCGGACUGGUGCAUUUCACACACCCGCUGAUCAAACUCAUAUUCCUCCGGAACCGGACACGAUGUAAGUUCUUCAGUUUGACCGAGACUCCUGAGAACUACACCGUCGUGUUGGAUGAGGAGGGCUUCAAAGAGCUCCGCCCCUCGGAGCACCUCCAGGUGGAGAGCUCCGUGUGGCUGCCGCUCAACGUGGUCUCCAACGCCAACGCCUCCGUCAGCUCGCAGGCGGUGGGCGUGACCAAGAUCGCCAAGUCCGUCAUCGCGCCGCUGGCCCAGCAGCACGUCUCCGUCUUCAUGCUGUCCACGUACCAGACCGACUUCAUCCUGGUGAGAGAGAAGGACUUGUCGGUGGUGGUCAGCACUCUGGAGGAGGAGUUCAACAUCUACAGGGAGGUGGGAGGAGAGUCGCUCCUCGUCCACGGUCAGGACCUUUCCAACGGCCUGGACAAGAACGGCAAAGAGGCCAUUCAGCCGACACUUCACCCGGUGCUCAUCCCCCUUAACCAGUUCUGCGUCAUGUCUCUGGACCCGGCCACGCUGCCCUCCAUCGCCACCACGCUCAUCGACGUCAUCUUUUACUCCAACAGUGCAAAAGAGGACGAAGCGUCGUCUUCCCCCAGCCAAGACCUGGAGAGCAUCAAGUUCUUCUCCUUCUCCCUCAUCGACGGUUACGUCUCGCUGGUCAUGGACACGGACGCUCAGCGACACUUUCCCGCCGAUCUCCUCUUCACCAGCUCCUCGGGGGAACUGUGGAGGAUGGUGCGCAUCGGGGGACAGCCGCUGGGCUUCGACGAAUGCGGAAUCGUGGCGCAGAUCUCCCGGCCGCUGGCUGACUGCGACAUCUCGGCCUAUUACAUCAGCACCUUCAGCUUCGACCACGCUCUGGUCCCCGAGGAGGACAUCGAGAGCGUGACCGACGUGCUGCAGCAGCAGAGGAAGGACCCGACCGCCAGCUGAUCCUGGAGGUCCCGUCUGAGCCGAGUGCAAGCCUAGCAUAGCCUAGCAUAGCCUAGCAACAAGUAUUGACAGUCGCCACCAGAACAGCGAGCACUUGCUUCCCCGUCGUGUCUUCAGCGAGCCCUGACCCGAUCAUUGGACGGGGGCGGGGCAUGCGGUCUUCCCCUAGCCUUUACGUAAUAACGGCUAAUAAUCAGCUAAUGUCCACGCUAGAGACGGCACUUUUUACCCGUUUUGCUCCAAAAAUGGUGUCUGGGCAGUUAACUGAGGCACGACGUUUCAUAGGCGUGGCGUUUCAUAGGUCAGCUUUUCGCCAACAUUAUUAUGAUUAUUAUUAUUAUUAACCAAGGUCAUUAACUUAGAGUUCCUUAUUAUUUGCACAAAAUGUUAUUUUAGCUAACGUCACAAGGGACUUUUGAGUACAACUCCGUUUUGCACCAUUUGAAAUGUUACAUGAGUGUUUGUAAAGCGGCCUUUGUCAAUAAAAUGUACGGAAACUUGACUUUUUUGAUACCGAUUUUUUACCCCCACAGAAAAUAAUGUAAAGUGAAUUUAUCCGUUACAGGGUCAAACUGUCGUAUUGACUGGACAGGCACUGUUUUCAGUGGCAGAUUUUCACCUGGAGGGGCUAAACGUGUACAUUUUGCCCACUGGAUGUUUUUCAUUCCCAACCCUUACGACAAAAAUGGCAUAAAAAUCUAACAAAAAACGCUCAGGUUUGACAUGUUUGAAACAAUCUGAUGUGAUGAAAGUGGGGGGAAAAAAAAUGUACUACAUUUUUAUUUGCCUCUUGAGAGACGACCCAGCUUGGAUGCCUCAGAACGCCGAUCACCUGUGGCUAGCACGAUUGCAGCCCGCAGCGAUCCUUUGUGUCGUGUCUUGACCUAACUAACGUCUUUGGCAGCGCCAUCCUCUCGCUUUUCACACAGUAGCAAUCAUGUCUGCCGUGUGGAACCUGAACUACCAACACGUGCCACGGCAACGAUGUUGCGGGGGUGGCACGUUACGAAGCUUUAAUACGCCAGUUGGAAAAACAAACAACUGACGGAGGACGGUGAGUUUUCGAGGCUCACCGCGUGAUUGGUCAAGGCAGUUAACGUAGCCGUGUGGCUAACACUCGCACGUAUGUGUGUGACGGUCGAAAGGCUAAGCUAAUAACCCGAAAAAUAAUUGAAUUCAUUGGACGAGGUGACCGGCCUUGGAGUGGAGUGCUUUCUCACUUUCAGGUCCACCAACGUACUCUCACAUCCAAAGUGUCCCGAAGAAGGCGGGUCAUCCUCUGGAAGGUUCACCAGUGGCAAAUUGUAUGUUCUCUUCACAAAGUAGGUCAAUUAUGUUUCUGUCUGUUUUUUUCAUAUCAUAUAGCCAGAAGCAGUAGCAGGGGCGCGGCCAGGAAUUCUGGGUUUCAUGAAAAAAAAUUACAUUGCCCCCCCUUUAUUAAUUAAUGACUAAUUUUAUUCGGAAUUACCUAUUUUUGGUUGCUGUUGCUCUUGUCUCUCUCUGUGUUGCUGCCCUGUUGUCCCCGCACUGCCCCCUCUGUUUUCUUUUCUCUUCUUUUCUAUCCACUCCUGCUCCGGUCCGGCCGCUCCAAUUAAAUAAAUUGUGAAGAGUAUCUUACACUUUUCCCUGGCAGAGCGAAUCUGUUGAGGGCAUUUAGAUGAACACUACUAUAAUGCGCUGAUGGCUGAACAGGACCAAAAAAAAUGCCCCUGGCAUUCAAGGGACCUUGGAAUUGUCCUGACUUUUCCCCUUUAAAGGCACCCUGGCCAAUAGCACUAUUAAUUACACAUUUUUGAAGCUGUGGUGGUGGGAUGCAUGAGAGGGCGGAUUGCCGCCGCUGUGUCGUACCACUGCUGUGUCUGCCAUUUUUUUUUAGGACAAAUAGCAGCACAUAGAAGCACAUCUCCACUCAUUGUGCUCAUUGGUCAUGAAGCACAGGUGCCAUGCUUGGAUGGAACACUUGCUGAAAACUACUCGACAUCAGCUGGUGAGCUCCUGCUAGCGUAGGAGCUACCUGUUGGAGACCCCUGUGAUAGCGUCGCUGUCUAAAGCUGGACUGACUACGUGUUUCUGUCGCACAACUCCAACACACAACUAGUGUUGCGGAGACAAGUCAUAAGCAUUAUGGCGAUAACAAGAGAGCAAGUUUGUUCAGCGAUCAACACGCUGGCAUAGAUGGGCUUGGCAUGUGCCGAGCUGCCGUCGAUUGGCUGCACAUUUUACGGACUAUUGUUCGUUCUCCCGAUAAUAAGAAGCAAAGUGAAAGUCAACACAGGCUGGCGUGUCUGUCACACACGUGGAAGUACCAGCAAGGCCGACAGGCCAUUGCGGUGCACACUUAUCAAAAAUAAAGCGCAGUGAAACAUUUUUAUGAUAUUUUAAAUCGUUUUGAAGCUAAAUGUUGUCAAGAUGUGCGUAAAUAAUACGCUAUAUAUGCACCUGUAUAGCACAUGCAUGUGUAUACAUUCAUGCAAUACAUUAGUUUCAAUUGUUUUCAAGUUUUAAAAAAAAACAACUCAUUUUUAAGGUGUGGUGGCUUUAUUUUGUAGUGACGAUCAAUUACGUGUAGCGUAAACCCUGCAUUAGCAUUACAUUAUUAGCCAGUCGCAUUAUAAAUCCAUGUGAUCGGUUUGGAAUCGGCAGCAUAAAACCCUGAUUGGAGCAUCCCUAAAAUAUAUACACAGUAUAUACGGUAUGGUGUUUUUAUUAGAGGGCCCCGUUUUGGUUUUUGUGAUGAACUCCCAAAAAAAUGCAUCAAACCUGUUUGUUUUUUUUUACCAUGGGGGCGGGGGCAGAUGGAGGUCAGGUGUUCUGACAAAAAGGGCAUCAAACCCUAAAGAAUUGGGCCCAAUUUGGGAGCUCAGGUGGGUAAGUGUAGGCAAGGAUCCCCGAGUGUUGACUGUGGCAAAAAAAAAAAGUGAAACGAAGCGGACACAAAAGCGAGAGCCUCAAGUGGCCAGCGGCCGCCACGGUGAUUGCAAAAUGGACUCUGUGUCACUCGUUUGCCGUGACUCACGCCGUCCGCGGCUCGGCGACUUCAAUUUUCAAGAUGACGGCGGUGACUGUCAGAGGCUCAGGCACGUACGCCAUAACCGGAAACCCCAAACCACAACAGUCAGCUGUCAGGACAGUGAGGGAAGGAAAAAAAACAAAAGACAAGAUGACAAUCAGUAAAUCUUCUUAAAAGGACAGAAAGUAAGAUCCUUUAGAGUAGUCAGUGCACAGCUCGCAUGGCGGUAUCGAUGUACGAUGCUCCACUGUAGGAAUGUUCAGUGAAAUGUACACGGCUGUACAAGCUGCACACUGACUACUCUAAGUAGUUUUCUUUCUGUAGUGUUGUCGCUUGAUGAGAUUCCUGCUGAAGGCGUGUACCCGCGUCGCUCAUGCGGACUAUUUUUCCGUCUUUUACAAACUCGGGGGAUCCUCACACCCCCGCACGCUGGGAGGAUGCUGAAUCGAGUCAGAAAAGCUGGUGUGACAAAGCGCCGUCACACCGUGAAGCAUGUUGGACACGUGUUGCGACAUGGGAUAGUUAUUCGCCAUAAGUGUGUGUCAGCGUGGGGGGGUGGAGGGGGGGGGACGUCCUGAAUGCACUUAAAAGCGGAUCGCACCUCAGACGGGGACACCGGUGGACAAGUGACAAGUUCUACGCUCGCCAUGGCUUCCAAGCUACUCACGCACUGUGGUAAGUACGCGUGUGUCACGUGUGUACUUUCUAAUGUUUUAUUCGACAUUAUUAGCACAUGAACCCUUCAUAUAUGAAAAGAAUUAUUUACUUACAUUGCUUUUCACAGACACAGCAUUUUUAUUAUUAUUAUAAAAAAAAAUAGAAAAAUAUAUAUACACAUAUUUAAUAUAAAUGUUUUGAAAAUAAAAUCUUUUUUGCAUUUUAUUUGACAUGGUUACGCACAUUAAACGUACACGGUGGCUUACUGCAUUUUCUACGUUAACAACUUCACAAGAGUAUACGUACCACGUCACUGAAAGUGUUUGAAGUCAUGUUGAAGGUGUUUUAAGUACACAUAUGUAUUCAAAUAGUUUUACAUUUUUUCAAUCAAAUAUUUUCACAUCUUAUUGGACAAAUGCAACAAAGUACGCACAUGAAAAGUACGCUGCGGAAGACUGCAUUUCCCGCUUUAACAACUACAAAAUAUUUUAUUCCUCAAAAAAUAUACAUACCACUUUACUGAGCAUUUUAAAGGGUUUCAAGUCAUUUUAAAAUUGUUUAAAAUAUACACACAUUCAAAUAGAUUUGUAUUUUUUAUAUAAAAUAUUUUGACAUUAUUUUGGACUUAUUUAAGAUUUUUAAAAAAUAUAUUUACCACUGUAAUGAUUCUUUUAAAGUAGUUACUGGUAAUUAUUCUAACUUUAUAACCUUUUUUUUCACUGAGAGAAACCACGUGAUUCUGACCAAACAUGCUCAAGGAAAACAAAAAAAUCGACAUAUUAUUAUUAUUAUUAUUUUUAAAAAUAUAUUUUUUUUCAUUUCAAUUGUUUUGUAUGAAUAUGUGUAUAUUUUGAUAUAUAUUUCAUUCAUAUUAUUGUUCUGUCCGUUGUACAUUAUUCCUUCACACGGCCAACGGGCCUGAAAAUACACGAUAAACGGAAUCAAAUCAAAUCAAAUCAAAGUUAUGCAAGGAUGAAAUUCCUAGUUUCCCAAUGUUUUAGUCAUAAGAAGUGUUUUUAAACACCAGCGCAUGCACGCCAUACAUUCAUCUCUGCUAGUAGCAGCGCUCAUGUCCGUGAAGAAAUGAGGUGUGCGCGUGCACAAAGAGUGCACGGAUGACGUUGCUGUGAGAGUCAAGUCAAGACCUGAUGGUUAGCGUACACGUGGAGAUGUACACGGCACAUCUUUGCUACUGGAUGCUUUCCACAUUCGCUCCAUGUGAGCGCUUGUGUAGGAGUUACCGUGGCAACACAGAUGCAACCACGCUGCCCCUUGUUCUGGGUGGGGUCUGCUGGGUUAGAAGGUUACACGUGGUACAGUUUUCUGUCAUUUUAUGUUCAGAUAAGACUGUCAGCCAUUUAAAAAAAAAUGGCCGCAAAUGGGGCCAGACUUUGGAGACCACUUGGAAAGUUUAAAUCUGACAUCUUUACCAAGAACCAUCUCUUCUUUUGUUUUGUUUUGUUAAAAAAUCACAGCCCUUUGUUUGUGGUUGUGCAUUUUUCAACUCUUUUAUUUGAGCAAAAAUGGGGGAAAAAAAAUGAAAUGUUGAUACUAAUAACUAACAAUAACACAAAGCUCCAUAUUUUUAUUUUAUUAUAUCUAAUCUUACGAGAAUAACGUUGGAUUUUUGUCAAAUAAAGUCCAACUUUAUCAAGUAAAAUGUAAUAUUUUAACAAGCACAAUUAAAUUAAACUCUAAACCCAAAAAAGCCAAUUGCGACUUGUGAGAUGGUGCCCCCCCACAAAAAAUAUAUAAAAUAUAUAUUUUUGUGGAACAUCUUUUUUCCCAUUUUUUAAUACAUUACUUUAAAAAUGAUUAUAUAUAUAUAUAUAUAUAUAUAUAUAUAUAUAAACAUUUAUAAUAUACAUAUUUAUAUUUAAAUAUGACGGCUUUAUUUUUUUAUUUUUAACUUUUUUUUUACUUUUUUAAACUUUUUUUUAUUAUUAUGACGGCUUUAUUUCAAUAUAUAUUUUUGAAAAUAUGACUUUUUAUUUGAAUGAUAUAUCACUUUUUAAUUUUAAUAUAGGAUUUUGAAAAACAUGACUUAAAAUAUAAUUGUUUUUGAUAAGGCUUUUAUAUGAAUUGUUUGAAAAUAUUUGACUUUUUUAGUUUAAUGAUUUUUAAAAAGUAGAUUACUUUCUAAAAUUUAACAACCAAAAACUCCAAAUAAAAUAUAAAGAGGUCAAACUGAAAUGUUUAUACUAAUAAUUAAUAAUAACAAAUAGUGGGGUUUUUUUUAGCCUAUUUACAAAAUAAAAAAAAAAAGAAAGAAAAUGUCAAAGUGGGCCCUUACAUCCUUUGAUUUGUUAGCAUGCGCCCCCGGUGGAAAAAGGGACAAGCUUGCUAUUCGAGCGUGUUUAAAGCUUAAUGUAGCAUCUGCAUACUCCCAGUGGGGGGCAGUGAUGAGCACAGGAAGGAACUGCCUUUGUUUUCAUGAUGAAUUCAUUGUAUCUUACGUACUGAAAUCUGUCUUUCCCCAGCGCUGAUCCUGGCGUUCCUGGCACUGCAGUGGCGCCCGACGCUUCUCGCCUCCAUCAGUUGUCCCAACAUCUUGGCCAGACUGACGUCUCUGACGACGACGCUUACAUUUGAGACGGACCACCUGCUUAAGGAAUACAGGACCUUCCACGGUCUGAC